Molecule: messenger RNA, 1452 nt
Organism: Aspergillus terreus NIH2624
Lineage: Eukaryota; Fungi; Ascomycota; Eurotiomycetes; Eurotiales; Aspergillaceae
Product: putative MFS sugar transporter
Exons: 1
Coding region: 1-1452 (483 amino acids)
Biological process (GO): transmembrane transport; carbohydrate transport
Cellular component (GO): membrane
Molecular function (GO): carbohydrate:proton symporter activity
Source: RefSeq, a predicted model, not a curated record
AUGGAAGGAUUUGAUACCCUGCUAAUUUUUAACUUCUUCGCUUUUCCGGCCUUCAAACGACGAUAUGGAACACCAACACCUGACUCCGGGUAUCAAAUUUCUUCAAAAUGGCAAUUUGGGUUGACGACUGCAGCAGAGGCUGGCGAGAUAGUCGGGCUACUAGCGAAUGGCUAUCUCGCCGAUCGGAUCGGAUAUCGCUGGACCAUAGUCUCCGCCUUGGCCUUUCUGUUACUGAGUAUCUUUUUGGCCUUUUUUGCGGUGAAUAUCCGGAUGUUGUUGGCGGCGCAGAUCUUAUGCGGGAUCCCAUGGGGCGUCUUUCAAACGUUAUCGACCACGUAUGCCGCCGAGGUGAUGCCUAUCAUGCUACGUGCCUAUCUGCUCAGCAAUGUCAACCUUUGCUGGAUUCUUGGACAGCUGAUGGCUACCGGAAUACUGAGGAGUCUCAUCGACAACACCUCCCAGUGGUCAUAUCGGAUCCCUUUUGCCCUCCAGUGGGCAAUUGGUCUCCCUAUCCUGGUGGCGGUCAUAUUUGCGCCGGAAUCUCCAUGGUGGCUUAUCCGACACGGGCGACAACAUGAUGCCGAACGGUCUCUGACGAGGCUGACCAGGAAGGGCAAGGUCAACCUCGAUCAGACAAUGGCGAUGAUCAAUCGUACCAACGAGAUUGAGAAGUUUUUCAAAAAAAGCGACAGAGGCAUUUCAUACUUGGAUGCCUUCAAGGGCGUGGAUCGCCGACGAACCGAGAUUACCUGUAUGGUCUGGAUCGCACAGCAGGUAUGUGGAACCAGCUUAAUGGGCUGGGCGUCAACAUUUUACCAGGAGGCUGGGUUCAGUGUCGAAAACGCCUUCAACCUAUCCGUCGGCAUCUACGGUAUAGCCAUACUGGCUGCGGUGAUCUCCUGGUCACUUCUGUCCCGGUUCGGGCGUCGUCGGCUGUAUCUCUGCGGCCUCUCAGCCCUACUAGCUAUUCUAUUGGCUGGUGGCAUUGUCGGCUCUCUUCCGACAUCCCGUGCCCAGCUCUGGACGCUCGGGUCCUUGCUUUUGAGUCUGACAUUUGUCUACGAUAUGACUAUUGGGCCCGUGUGCUAUGUUCUGGUCGCGGAAAUCCCAUCCACUCGACUCCGGGUCAAAACAGUCGUUCUGGCUCGAACAGCUUAUAAUUUAGCCGGCAUUCUUAUCAAUUGGAUGACCCCACAUAUGCUGAGUCCCGAUGCGUGGGAUUGGAAGGGAAAAUCCUGUUUCUUCUUCGCUGGAACGACAGCCGUGUGCCUCGUCUGGUGCUAUUGGAGACUCCCAGAGACCUUCGGCUUGAGUUAUCUGGAGAUUGACAUCUUGUUCGAACGGAAGGCGAAGACUAGCAAGUUCCGCGAGCUUCGCGCCAACCUUGAAAGCUCGGGGUAUUUCAGUAUCAGAAAUCCGGUGGAAAUGGUAAGCGCUUGGCUGGGGUAUUGA